AAUGAGAUGCAGUAGUGGAGUAGUGUAGGUGUGUGGUGUGACAGCGCACGGUUAUUCGGCCUAACGCAGACAGCGAUGAGACAUAGACACGGGAUAGACCUGAGACCCGUAACUAAUGGCUACAUUAAUGGAGCGACUGGCUUUCUUGCAAAAAAUGCCGACUCUUAUGAAAGCGACGGCAGAUGACGAAGUGCCCUGUCCAGGAUACCUCUUCGAGGAAAUCAGCAAAAUUUCCCAUGAGUCUCUGGGCUGCUGCCAGUGUCUUCUUGAAUACCUUCUGGAGAGGCUGCAGGUUGAGUCAUGUCAUGUCAAACUGAAGGUUUUGAAGAUCCUGCUGCACCUCUCUGGCCACAGUCCUCCGCACUUUGUCACAGAACUGAGGCGAAAUGCCACCUUCAUCCAGGAAGUGACAGUGUACAGUGGUCCUCCAGACUCUGUUCAUGGCAACGCACUCUUUCAGAAAGUCCGGCUCUUGGCACAGGAAUUGGCCAGUGUGCUCUUCACUGACAUGAUGUCAACAGAGUCUGGUGUUUCUGCCUAUAAAGCAGCAGGUCCAACUCUAGGAAUGGGACCAGAGUUUCUCAGAUCAGGAAUGCUGGGAUUUGGAAGUAGCCCAGCGAGGAAAUCAUCUAAUACAGUGGGUAUUUUGGGUAAGAUUCAGAAGGCUGCGGAGGUGGUUGCCAGUGCAGUCCUGCCCCCCACAGAGCAUGCUGGCAUUCGACUCCACGAUAAUCACUACCGGGCUGUGGUGGCACCCUCUGCUGUUGUGGAGGUUGCAGUUCCCGCGUGCGCCUACAAUGUCCCUUCACGCAGCCACAAGGCCUCUUACAGGUCCCCUGGGCAGGUGAGUGGAGGUUGGGAGGAGACGGGCAGUGACCACAGCUCCUCUCACAAUUCUUCUUUUGAGACUGAACCGAUCAUUCAAACCUCAGUGAGGGGAAGCAGUAAGUCAGGAGACACGGGCAGCCACUCAGGGGCGAGCAGAGAGAGUGGAGACAGCGUAUCAGAACGGGUGGAGGCUGUACAGUUGGGAGACUGUGGCCAGGAGAUGGCGCUGAUCAGUAGACUAACAAAUGGAUUUAAAAUAUUUCUGUCCAGGGAUGAAAGCCAAUGUUUCGUUAAAGAGUGUUCUACAUUAAACUGUGAAGUUGUGGUAGAGCUUCUCUGUCAUAAACUACAGGACUCCUCACAAAACACCCAAAUGAGGGCCCUGUGUGGUCUGGCAUGCCUGAUGUGCACAGAUCUGCUAUCUUUAGAGCAGAUCUUCACUGUUACACAUGCCCGACUCACCCAGUUGAGUAAGGGCACAGCAGGACCUGUAACGAACAAGGCAACCAAGCUUCUUAGGCAGUUUGAAGCUCUAUUAGGAACUUCCUUGGAAACAACCACACGUGACGUCACGGUGGGUCCAGAGUCAUCCGUUGCCUCACAUUCAGGGCAGCACUUAAAUCAAACCCUCACCAGUCCCCUUCUCUCUGCACCACUGGAAGCUGCUGGAAAGAAAUCUUCAUCCAUAAGUAAAGAUCCCACUGCUGGACAGGAAGACCAGGAGAACGUUUGUACUGUUUCUGUAGAGGAGAGCAUUCAGAAAGAGCAGACUGGUUUUGGAAACCAAGAUAGAAGCACAGACUCCUGUGAGAGCUCUCAGCAGCUUGUACCCAGAUUGUCACUGUUCAGUGGCAUGGAGCUGAUAAACAGAGGAAAGCCUGUGUGUCUGGUUGAGCCUGUUCUUGUAGUUCCAGAGACCCAGGCUGAAGCAGAAGUCGUCGACACGUUCGUGGAGAAGAGCUCAGAAAUAUCAUCAGAGCCGUCUUCAUCCUCUAGUGGAGAGCAAGUGUCUCCCUUCUCUUUCCUCAACCUCUGACCUGUCAUGUUGUUUAGACAACUUUUUGUUGUAGAUGUAGAUGUAGAAUCAGUGGUCCUGUAAGGAAAACAUAACUAGAUUGGAAUAAUAUGGGUGUAGCGUGCAAAAUUUUAAACUGCACUAGAUGUAUGAAGGUAUGACAAUGCCAUAACAAAUCAUCCAUACUUGACUAUACUUGAUGAGUAACUACAUAUUUAGGUUUAAAAGUGAUACCCACACAUGGUCAGAUUAGAGAGGAUGUGGCUGCUCAAAUCAAAAGAUGUUGUACCAGGAUAUAUGAUACAUACUCCCUCAGGAAAGGAUAGCUAAAGUCAAGUGUGGCACUGAUCUUUAUAUAAUAUGUAUACAUAUCUAGAUGUUGCUAGUGUUUUAUAAUCAAAUCCAAUGGGUCAUAUGUUCAGUGAUGAAUUGAGUGGAACGGUGUUGACAAACUGUGUGUAGCAAUAUAGUAGGGGUGUAACUGAUAUGGCAUAUACAGUAAUAAUGACACGUGUAUCAAUAGAAACCUCAUUGAGCCGAAAAUACCUUCUCUGAAAGAUAAGCUUCGUAUUUAUCUGGAGAGACUAUAGAGGUUUUAAAACGCCUCUCUUAAGCAAGCUGUUUUACUUAUACCAGCAACCACAUAUACUGUGGUUGCUGGUAUACUGGGGCAUCGGAAGGUCACGGGUUUAAACCCCAGUACCACCAAGUUAAAGCUGUUAGGCCCUUAAACAAGGCCAUUAGCUCUCAACUGCUAUGAUGUAAUAUGAGAUAAAAUGUUAGUCGCUCGGGAUAAGGGCCUCUGUAAAUGUAAGCUUUCCGGAUUUAAACCAGGCUGUAGAAAUUAUGCCAGCGAUGGGGAAAUUACCAGCUGCAGUUAUGAGACUCGACUCUGUAUAUCGAAGAAGCCAGGAUUAAAAAAGGUGUGUGAGCUUCAGAGAAAGGUAACUAACUGCACAACUAGCCAACAGCAGAUUUUAAAAUUAAACCAAAGCCCUGUACUUCAGAUGUGUGCCCCCUUGCGAGUCAUUACAAAGAAGCUUGAUUAAUGUUUAAUUAGCCAUGCUUAAAUUUGUGACACUCUAAUGAACAGCUUAUGUUUAAUUACAUUUACAUAAACAGUCAUUAUUAAGCAUGUAAUCAGGCACUGCUUGUUCGUACAGUGCUAAAAAAUAUUACGUAUCGGGACAACGUCCAUCGAAUUCUCCAUAUCGUUACAUCCCUACUAAACAUUUAGUACGUUUACCUGAGUAAGUAUUCUAAAGUCAUCAAGUUGUUCAGUGGGAAGCAUGGUCCCAGGUUCAAUCCUGAGCUCAGGUUCGUGUGUGGAGUUUCACUUGUUCUCUCUUGGUCUGUGUAGGUUUAUUUCAGGUACUCCGUUUUCCUCCCACCUCUGAAAAAAUGUCUAAGUAGGUGGUUUGGCUGAAGAUUAAUUUGUGUGUGUGUGUGUGUAUGUGUGUGUGUGUGUAUAUGCUGGCCCGGGGUAAUCCCUGCCAAAUACCUGGUGUUCCCAGGAUUGGUUCUGGAUUCACUUCAUCCCUAACCAGCAGGUACUGAAAGCGAGUGAGAGAAUGCUCCCGGUAUACUCUGCAGGUACUCCUCUGAGGAGUGACAAAUUGUACAUUUACUGAUGUACUUGACUGAUGUGUUGCUGAUGAGAGAAAAACUGAUCAAAGAUGUACCUCAGGAUUCUUUUUCCCUCAGUGUUUACCUUGCCUGACACAUAUUGUGUCUCAUUACAAAUAACUUAAUGAUACUUUUAUUUUUUUGCACUAUGGAGUUAUUCCUCAAAGCUAUGGAUGUCUUCCAAUAAUUUAAAAACCUUUACAAUUAACACAAAACACAAGAAUGAACAUGCAAAAUCAUUUCACAAUGUCCUUUUCAUGAAAUUGGCUACCUGUGGUUUCCCAAACUGUGCUAUGUACGUAUGUGAGUGUGAUCUGGAUCUGCAAUCAGACAUGGCAUAAAAUACACUGUAUUACUCAUAUCCUUAAUUAUGUAUUGACAUCAACACAAUAAAGGUAUUUAAAAACUUUUA
This is a messenger RNA of Clarias gariepinus (North African catfish), 3881 nucleotides long. It is a transcript of the gene tepsin, whose product is annotated as TEPSIN adaptor related protein complex 4 accessory protein. The record is from RefSeq and is a predicted model, not a curated record. Bases 116 to 1864 code for a protein of 582 amino acids. The transcript is spliced from 13 exons. Lineage: Eukaryota; Metazoa; Chordata; Actinopteri; Siluriformes; Clariidae. Gene Ontology annotation, cellular component: trans-Golgi network membrane.